AAUUCAAAUAUAAGAGGUCUUGAAUCAGAAUUACGAGCCAGUUACUUGAUUAUGAGGUGUAACUGAAGUAUUAUGAGGUAACUAGUCAAGAGUGUGAGGUGUUAAAUCAGAGAAGUCUUAAAUAUAAGUUUAGAGGUCUGAAUUCAAAAAUACUGAACUGCAACAUAUCUGUAGGUUCUCAUUCAUCCAGGUCAUGGUUAUCCAGAGUAGUUUAAAUCAAUCCACAGUUCCUUGAAGAUGUUUCACCUCUCAUCCAAGAGGCUUCUUCAGUUCUGGUAGUGGUUGGUGUUGCCUCAUCCUUAAAACCUCUGUGAAGUGUGUCCAGGGCUUUUAUUCCAUUGACCGAUACCAAAACUCAUCUGACUACUCAACGAUGGUCGUUGUAUCGGUGGGGGUCGUUGAAACUGAACUGCAACUCAUAUCUAUUGGGUUGAAGACAAGAAAGUAGGUUGAUUUUUUUUUCCUAUGCAAAAAUUGAACGUUGCAGUAUUAACUAGUAAUUUCUUAUUUACUAGCUCAUACAUGUUCUUUAAUAACUGUAUUUGUACAGCAGUUUUCAGAAGAAAGGUUAUGGAUUUUGGCUGUUUUCCCCUCAACUAGACUCUUUUGGUAGCUAUCCACAAGUUUCUGGUUGUAUCUUUGACCCUUUGCUUGGCCGAAUCGAUACAAUUCAACUAAAUUUGUUGGCUUUCUGACACAGACUUGUUUCUUCAGGUCUGUCCACAAGUUCUUGAUGGGAUUUAAGUCAUUUUGGCCAGUCUAAAACUUUAAUUCCAGCCUGAUUUUGUCAUCUUUAUACCACUUUUGAUGUUUAUUUUGAGUCAUUAUCUUGAUGGAACCCAACUGUGUCCAACGACUCGACCUUGUGUCUGAAGAUUUCAGGGUUUCCAGAAGAAUGUGGAGGCAUUUGGUCUUUUUUCUAUAUUCCAUCUUCUUUGUGUAAAGCAGCCCCAGAGCAUGAUGCUGCCACCACCAUGCCUGAUGGUAGGAUUGGUGUGAAGGCCUCACCUCAUCUACUCCAAGCAUAUUUCUGGUCAUUGUGGCCGAAUAGCUCAUUUUUUGUUUAAUCUGACCACAAAAUUCUCCUCCAGAAGGUCUUUUCUGUUCCAUGUGAUCAGCAGCAAACUUCAGUCGAGCCUUAAGAUGCUGCCUCUGGAGGAAGAUCUGCUUUUAACGGAUUCUUGGUUGACUCUUGACCAUCCUGACAAAUUGUCUCUCCAUAGCAGCGGCUCCAUCAGCUGUGAGGAAGCCUCUGAGGCAGAUAUGAUGUAAUCACAGGGAGGCAGAGCCGGAGAACAGCCGCACAGAGCCGACGGACGGACUCACCGAGCGGACGCAUCUCGGCUGCUCGUGGCCACUUUCUGAUCCGGGGUUUGGUUCGGAGGAGUCAUGUCGGGGAGCUUCGGGCUGGAUGGUGGCCAGCAGCUGGAGGAGGAGCGGCACCGGCCGGGGAUGCUGCUGGUGAGCCGCUUCCAUCAGCUGUAAUUACCCACCGUGGCCCAGGAGUCCUCUCCCGCAGCUGCUCCAUCAUCCUCCGCGUAAAAAUGGCCCGCACUCCGCCUCCGCCGUCGACAUUGGUGCUUCAGAACAGGAGGCUUCGCGUCUCUCCACGUUUAUGAGAUAAUUUCCGGAGAUGGGCCGCUGCAGCCAGCUCUGCCCCGCCGGGAUCUGAGGCUUCUUUCUCCGCCGUGAUGCCCCUGCAUGUGGCGUCCUUCUAAAGCCGGAGUUGUCAAGUUUCUGUGGACGUUUUCCAGGGUUUUACGCGCAGAGCCGUGCGUCCAUGUCGUGUGCGCCCUGCGGGGGGAAGAGCAGCCAGCGAGCCUCCAGCACAAGUCUGCCCGCCCCUGCUGCUGCCGCCGUCCGCCCUGUGGCCCCGUGACUUCCCCGGGGUGUAGAGGUCCGUCCUGUCCUGCUCAGGUUUAAACCAUGGCCAAUGAACCUGUCAUCCUUAACGUGUAUGAUAUGUACUGGAUCAACGAAUACACUUCCAAUCUGGGAAUUGGAGUCUUCCACUCAGGCAUCGAGAUUUACGGCCGAGAAUUUGCAUACGGCGGCCAUCCGUACCCUUUCAGCGGCAUCUUUGAAAUCAACCCCGGAAAUGCCGCCGAACUGGGAGAGACGUUCAAAUUCAAGGAGGCCAUUGUUUUGGGCACCACGGACUUCACAGAGGAGGACAUAGAUAAAAUCAUGGAGGAGCUCGGUAAAGAGUUCAAAGGGAACGCCUACCAUCUAAUGCACAAAAACUGCAACCACUUCUCCUCCUCGCUGUCUGAGUUGCUGUGCGGACGGGAAAUCCCUCGCUGGGUCAACAGACUGGCCUACUUCAGCUCCUGCAUCCCCUUCCUGCAGAGCUGCCUGCCCAAGGAGUGGCUAACACCGGCCGCCCUGCAGAGCCACAUCAGCCUCGGCCUGCACAAAGAGGAGCAGAACGAGUCGAGCGACGAGGACCCUUCGUCGCCGUCCGGAGCCGCCGCCGCCGGCUCGGGCUCCUCCCACAGCUGCCGCCACACCAGAGUGUGAACUGCCCCCACACAUGCACUGACCUCCAGGCCUUCCUGCCACCGCUGCUGGCAUCAGUAGGCUCGAACAACCACCUGACCUCAUGCUGUUUGUCCUCUGAGUAAAGAGGCAGGAAAACGAAGAGAAGAGCUGCUGCCAGAGACGUUCAGAGCUGCAGAAACUCGGCUUUUCCUCUCAGACGACGAGAUGAUGGAGGCAAACUUUCACCUGAGCCACGAAGGGCGGCUUAGACUUUGACCACUUGUAGAUCUGAAGUUUGUAGUACGUUAUUAUUAGUCUUUUUCCACAAACUUUUAAACCUUUGUCAGCCUUGUUCCCUGCCCUGCCUUCAGAGCUGCUUUUGUAGAAGUAGACACCUGAUAGUGACAUUACCAGGAAAACUGCUAAUCUGCUCAAUUUCAACAAGUUCUCGUUCAAUAACCUCUAUGUGGCCUUCAGUUGAUACGUUGGCUCUGCUUUCUUUGUGUGGAACUUUUUCUUUGGCCGUUUUAGAGGGUUGACAGGUUAAAGAUUGUUCCCUAAGGUUGCAUGUUGAAAGAAUUUGACAAAACGUCUAUUUAAGCUGAGACGACUCUAAUCAUCAAGCAUUUCUUCUCCUUUUCCUUUCCUUUCUUUCAAUCGGGGCUCGUUUUAAACAACAAACCGGCGUAACCAGUUCAUAGACGGUUGUAAACAAUCAAGGGCAAAUACUGUUUGGUUUAAACUGUUCAUUCAGCCUCGGGCAGCCCAGUGAACAUCUCAGAGCCACAAAGAAAAGUCAAGCUGCUACUCUGACAAACACUGACUUUGUGACCCUCUUUUGUCUACACUUUUAUAUCUAAGUGAUCUUUAUAUUAUAAUGGUGCGAUAACUUCCAGGACGUCUAAACACGAGCUGCCAUGAGACAGAAGAGCAGAAUUCAGAGUUCUCGUUUAAGUCCUUGAAGAUUUUUUUGGGAAAUGCACUUAUCUACUUUCUUGAUGAGAGUUAGAUGAGAAGAUCAGGUUUAGUGCCGAAACAGUAAACUCGAAGCUAUAGCCAGUUAACCUAGCUUAGCCUAGCUUAGCCUAGCUUAGCCUGACUCUGACACCUACCAGCACCUUCACCGUUUAACACGUGAUAUCAUACUUGUUUAAUCUGUAUGAAAACUGAGACGAAAAAUGCAUUUUAUGGGGGAUCAAGUUGCAGAGUAGUGGCCAGAUCUAUUUUCACAGUGCUGUGUAAGCUAUAGAGAAUGGUCUGACUGCACCUCAUUAUAAUCCUGCUAUAGGGAGUACAAAAACGCUCAGGCAUGGUUGAAUAUCUCUUUGAACCAAUCACAAUGGUAUUGAGGGGUGCCAAGCCCAGGAUGCAGCAGUGAUGCCCCUACAAAAUAGAAUCGUUUUGGUGGAAGCAAACCAAGCAAGCAUGCCUCAUUUCUUCUAAAUCUGUCAAUUUCAAUGUUUAGGUUGCUGCUCAGAGGUUGUUGUUGUUUCCUGUAGUUAACCCAUAAGAACCCAGACCCAUUUUUCCUUAAAAGACUUAAUGAGUUAAGGUCAGACAUAAAGCUUUACAAGGAAGAGACUGGGACACUCUUGUUACACUGGUGUCACCGUGGGUUCUUAUGGGUUAAGGAGAUUUUGAAAACAGAUACAAGCAGAUAGCAGAACGAGAAGAGAAUGCUGUGUAAAAUGUUUGGCAGUAAUGGCCGACUUUCACCCCAUUUUCAACGCUCCGUGUCCAGUCAACCAGAACUACAUUCAUUCUAAUGGGAACCUUCAUGAUCUCAGAUGUGCUGAAGAAACUCCUUCUGUUUCUUCCAGUUUGUAUCUUACCUGGAAUAUGUUGAAUAAUUUAAACUUUUAUGGUGGAUUUCAGACAUAGCAAUUCAUAUGCUUUGUCACUAAAUAUUUAGCAAAACUGGCUUCACACCUGGCAGGCAAACCGCCUAACUCAUUUCUAAUUUUCAUUCCUAACCUUUUCUAUACAUCCCUGCUCCUGGUUUUGACACAGUAGUGCUCCAUGUGAAUUUUCCAUUAAAUGAAUGAUUAAAAAAAUGAUAAAAUUCUUCCGUGGCUGCAGGCAAUUGUCCAACCACCAUUUCCAACAAGGUGUUCACCCCGUUUCAACAUGACUUUGUGUUUGUAUGCGAGUCAAACGGAACCAGAACUCCAGUUAUUCCCACUGGAGCCUCCGUGAUCUCUGAUGUGUUUUUCAAGCUGUUUCUUUCUAUGUCUGGUAUUUGCCUCGAGUAAAUGAAAAACUUAAGAGCAACCGCACUGUGUGUCCGAAAGAAAUGCAUUUCCUCAUGUCGAACAGUAAGGGGGUAGUGUAGAUACCAGGUACAACUGUAGGCAUUAAACAAAACUGUGCAUAAACGAGGCGUCUACAUAGCUCUGUGUACAAUCAGCUGGAACUUAUUCAUAUGGGAAUCUCUGUGAUCACCAAUAUGUUCACUAAACUCCUCCUUCUGUUUGUUGCCUUAAAUAUGUUGAAAAUUUAAAAGUUUUGCAGUGGAUUUCGCAGAGACUGCACUGUGCGCCAGAAGGAAGUGCUUUUCUUUCCAUUAAACACUAGAUUAUUGAAAUGAGGCGUUAUAAAUUUAAAUUUACUUUAAAUCCAGUGAGUCGGACUAGCUGUGCAGUAAUGGAGACUUCUGGAAGCCAAGAAGUAGUCCACUUUUUGCGCUUUCGUUUAAUGUAAGCCAUAUGAAAACAUGGUAGAUUCCCAAGUGCUUCAGUCGAGUAAAACUGAACCUGAUGUUUUGGUUCUUGAAGACUUUUCACCUCUUCGAGGCUUUUGAGGUCUAACUGACUGUGGGGAAUUCCAGGUAUUUAUUCUCACCUCCAAAUCGCAUUACUAACAGCCUGUUGCCGACCGAAGACUCUGUGCCUCGAGAUGUAAAUGGUUGUGAAACAUUCAAGGAAGGGAUCUCAGGACUGAUAAGUGGCAUUGUAGACUUCUCUUCCUUUUAAGAGACAACAGUUCUGGUUAAACAUAAAUGGCUUUCUUCACUCCUAUGGAAGGAUCUCAAUACUGCAUUGUAAGUACCUGAUAAGUGGUGUCAUAGAUUCCCUUCUGUUUCGAACUGGCUGUUCCAGUUUAGCAUAGUUAACUUCCUUCACUCCUGGAAAGAGAUGUAAGGACUGCUUUAUAAGUACCUGAUAAGUGGUGUUGUGGAUUCUCUUCCUGUUUAUAGAUGGCUGUUCCAGUUAAACAUAGAUGACUUCCUUCUCUCUUGUCUUCUUUGUCCAGAAAGUGGACACCACUGUCGUCAAAAGCAUGUCCAGUAUCUUUUAGGUACAAGUUGACUGCUGAGGAGCUGGAUCUCCUUAGCUGUACCAUUCACCAUGUGAUUUGGAGACUCCUCAUUAGUCGGUUAGAACUGAGAAAGCCUCUUGGAUGAAGUCAAGAAUCAAAAGUAUGUCCAGUUGUGUUCGACUGAAGCACUCAGGAUUACCUAACUGAGACUCUUCACAGACUUAAAGAGUUGUUAGGCAGUUUUUGUUACCACUGGACAGACCUUGGCUAGCUGUUUUACCCUGUUUCCAGUCUUAAUGCUAAGCUAAGCUAGUCCAUUGCGUACAUAACAGUGGCAACAAUCUCUCAUCAAGAAUAGAAAAGAGCAUAUUUCCCAAAAUUUACAACUUUUCAAUUAAGACCAUAGUUUCAUGUUUGAUUUCUUUCAUAUUUACAGAAAACAUUGGGAGGAGAUUGUGUCAGACACUGGGUUUGUUGCAGUUCAAAGACCAGAUUUGGAAAAAGGGAAAAUGUGAUCAUAUUUAGAGUACAUGCCGGUAAACAAUAACAUUGACUGUUUUAACCUGCUGAUUUUGUUGGUUCUUUGUUGUUGCUCGAAUAGAAAGAGGCCACACCUGACUGUAAUCUUUGCCCUCCUGCCGUAGUGUGUUGAAGGACAGCUGCCAUUUCUCAGGAAGGAAAUCACACAACUCGUAGUCGUGACCGCCACCUCAUUCCUGCUUCAUAAAUGGGGUCAAAAGUGCAGAUUAUUCAUUGUUCUCCAUGUUCUUGAAUAAGCUAUUUCCUUAUUUAUUUCUUUUGACAUUUCACCAAGGGUACUGUGUUCAGAUUUUCGGUUUAUUUUCAGUUUGAGGGGUCGGGCUGUACAGCGGUCAGUGUUACAUGCUCAGAAGUCUCUGGCACUUUCUACCGAGCAGACCAGACAGGUAUUUUUUUCUAUCGUACUGUGUCAACCUAAACCUUGUAUUUCCUUUUCCUAACCCGAGACAAUUUCAAGAAUGAUGAUAGUACUAGAAUAAAGAGACGGAAUACAAA
This is a messenger RNA of Acanthochromis polyacanthus (spiny chromis), 6774 nucleotides long. RefSeq names its product deubiquitinase DESI2. Gene Ontology annotation, molecular function: deubiquitinase activity. The record is from RefSeq and is a predicted model, not a curated record. The transcript has 7 exons. NCBI's taxonomy places the organism in Eukaryota, Metazoa, Chordata, Actinopteri, Pomacentridae. Gene Ontology annotation, biological process: protein deubiquitination. Bases 1927 to 2520 code for a protein of 197 amino acids.